Messenger RNA from Symbiodinium sp. CCMP2456, 619 nucleotides. Lineage: Eukaryota; Dinophyceae; Suessiales; Symbiodiniaceae. The record is from the annotation of a GenBank genome assembly.
CUGCACCGUCAUGCCGGAGAGACUUGGUGCGAUGGCCAUUGCUGCGGCCGGCGCUUAUGCCGUGACCUCCGGGUUCGUGGUCAGCCAGCCGGCCGCACAGCAGCCAAGCGAGGUGCGCCUGAGGGGUGGCCUGGUGGGCAGUGCUGGCGGCUUCGGUGAGUACCAGUUCGACCCCAUCGGCUUGGCGGAGCGCUACCCCACCCUGCUCCCUUGGUUCCGUGAGUCCGAGCUCAAGCACGGGCGUGUGGCGAUGCUUGCCUUCCUCGGUCUCAUCGUCCCCGAUGUUUUCCGCUUGCCGAUUGAUGCCGCCUCCGACACUUCCAUCGAUGUCAUCGCUGCGCACAACAAGCUCAUUGGUCCCGGCCUGGGCGAGGGACUCAUGUGGAACUUGAUGAUCGUCGUCGGCGCCAUCGAGUCCGUCCGCUUCAAGCAGAUCGGCCUUGGAUUUGAGAACUUGACGCUCGAGAACGCCGGAGAUCUCGGUUUGCGGGGCUUGGAGGGCAUGAAGCUGGUGCGAACCCAGGAGCUUAAGAACGGACGCCUCGCGAUGCUCGCAGUGGGUGGCUGCCUCACUCAGGCCGUGGCCUUUGACGUCCACCACUUCCCCUUCCUGAAGUGA